CUUCUUGACCCAGACGGCCGUUACCCUGUCGCAGCUUGUGCGGCAUCUCAGACAUGUAUGUGAGCCUGGCACGACCGAGAGCUCUGCAUGACAUCACUUGACAUAAAAGGCUGGCUCUUGUGGCGUCCUUUGAUGCGAUCAAGCAGCCGCUACUCGUUCACAAGCAGCAGUUGCUCGAAGACUUCCUUCUUGAUUCUCUGCAGCACUCUCGGUGUGGCCUCAAUCGCCGCAUGUGACCUGAUCCAUCUCCAGAAACCCCUGUGGCCCGUUUCCAGCUGUGGUACUUAAAAUGCGCUCUCCCCCUGCUUUCAUUCCCCCCCUCCUUCUAGCUCCCUUCUCCUCAGCUCCUCACUUUGAAGAUGCCUCCACCUCCUGCAAUGCAACGUCCUCGCGCGCAAGAGUGGCACAAUACUUACCCUCGUGAACCUCAUGGACCAAGGAACGACAAUACGUAUAGGACACCUCGGCAUCGGAAGCGGUACGGAAUCAUCAUCAGUCCACCGCAGCCGAUGCCCAGGAAACGGCCACACGUAUUUGACGAUGACCGCUCCAGCACAUACUACUAUAGACCAUCCCCUCGAGCAAUGGCGCGCGCUGCAUCUGCGAGUCAUCGCCACUAUAGUGCUACGACGACUCCUGCACAAGCCUUGGCCGAAAGAUACAGAGCCACCGCACGAUCUGCCGCCGCUUACGCCAAUAAUCGCGAUAUCGGUGCCUAUCCAAUUCACGGUGAUCGGUCGCGCGCAGAUGCGAACAUGCUAUCUGCUAUGCCGGUACAGCAGGCCACGCCCGGAAGAGAGUUUCGUGAUUACGUGAAGGAACGAUAUCUUCGUGAAGCGUAUCCUAUGUUCAUAGCCGGCCUUGAAUCAUCGGAUGGCCUGCUACGCUGCGGACGACAGGAUUGCGAGUAUAUUGCUUCAAGCCUGUACGCACUGGCCCAGCAUCUAUACGUGCAUGACUCGCUUGCAGUGCAAGAGAUUACCCAGCGUUCAAGACGUCGACGAUCUGCACGUCUGCGAGCUCAGAGGCCCGGGGCAUCUGUUCGUAGUCGCUCGACGAGAAGGCCGCAGAAGUCUCGUCCAGCCUUGAAAGCUGCUUUUUCUAGCUUGAUGGCCAGAUGCACCUAUUUGGGGUGUGGUCCCGCUUGCUCCUGCUCCCAUGAUGACUGAGCUACCUCCUCCUUUCGGCCGCCUCUGAAGUUUUGACCCACGACCUUCGCACGAGAAUUCCUGCCUUCGAUUCGCUUCUAUUUACAUCUAAUUAUUCUUGAUUCUUUUGAUUGCAUAUCUCCUAUGUUUCUCAUCCUAUCUGAUAACUUAUAAGCGCAAUCCUGC
This is a messenger RNA of Laetiporus sulphureus 93-53, 1334 nucleotides long. RefSeq lists its product as uncharacterized. The transcript is spliced from 4 exons. NCBI's taxonomy places the organism in Eukaryota, Fungi, Basidiomycota, Agaricomycetes, Polyporales, Laetiporaceae. The record is from RefSeq and is a predicted model, not a curated record. Bases 360 to 1169 code for a protein of 269 amino acids.